AUGGAGGCACCGAGUGCCUACAAGUACACGGACAUAGUCUUCGAAAUAAGGGGCCAGAUUGGACUAAUCAAGUUCAAUCGACCUAAAUCUCUGAAUUCGAUUGGAGGUAAUCUACGGAUUGACACUCUGACUGCUCUAAGAGUACUCAAUGAGCAUCCCGAUACCACUUUCACCGUCAUCACAGGCGAAGGGCGAUUUUUCUGCAGUGGGGCAGACGUCCUACCGGAAGGAAACCGGUCUGAGCAAUCAUAUCCAAGUCAAGCUGGAAAGAAAGCUGCCUAUAUGGCCCGAUUCGCGGAAGCUGUGGAACUCUUGCGCUCAAUGAUCAAGCAUAAGAAAGUACUGGUGGUUGCGUUGAAUGGACCUGCCGUGGGUGCAGGCGCUGCAUGGUUCCCAGCCGUCGCCGACAUCCUGUUAGCAUCCGAGUCGUCCUAUCUACAGACGCCUUUCAGUCAACUCGGCCUGGUUCCCGAAUUCGGGUCCGCAACCCACUUCACACACUCCAUGGGUGUACAUCGCACCAAUGACUUCUUCAUGUUUGGCCGCAAAUGCUCGGUCGAAGAACUAACCCAGUGGGGUAUCGUCAAUCGAGUUUUCCCAGCAGCUAAUUUUCACCAGAACGUUCAGGCAUUUCUCGAAGCACAGCUUCGCGUGAAUGACGGGAAAAGUAUGAUGGAAGCAAAGAGGUUACAGAAUGCUCCACUGAUGAAUCAACGCCUGCUGGCUGUGCAUGAGGCUGCGGAUGCAUUGGCGGAACGAUUCGUGGAGGGUGCUCCCACGAAGAGGUUCCAGCAACAGAUAGACAUGCUUCGCGGUAGGUCUUUCGGAAAUUAUGCAAUUCCACUCGCCGUCCUUGAGCUGAGCAGGCAAUAG
Rhinocladiella mackenziei CBS 650.93 is the source of this 873-nucleotide messenger RNA. RefSeq lists its product as uncharacterized. The transcript has 4 exons. The record is from RefSeq and is a predicted model, not a curated record. Lineage: Eukaryota; Fungi; Ascomycota; Eurotiomycetes; Chaetothyriales; Herpotrichiellaceae. Gene Ontology annotation, biological process: fatty acid beta-oxidation. Bases 1 to 873 code for a protein of 290 amino acids. Gene Ontology annotation, cellular component: peroxisomal matrix.